This is a messenger RNA of Mytilinidion resinicola, 1646 nucleotides long. RefSeq lists its product as uncharacterized. The coding region runs from base 385 to 1530 and encodes 381 amino acids. The transcript has 4 exons. The record is from RefSeq and is a predicted model, not a curated record. Lineage: Eukaryota; Fungi; Ascomycota; Dothideomycetes; Mytilinidiales; Mytilinidiaceae.
CCUCUACCAUGGAGACAGGGGCGCACCCAGCCAGCAAUGAGGCGUCCGGCGACACGAACUGGGUCUAGCUGCGCGGUUCUCAACACCACUGCCGGCUCCUUUUCGCCGACGCGGCUGUAUCUCCUCGCGUGCCUGCCACCGACGCAUGAGUGCUGCGUCAUUGGCACCACCGUGUCCGCUUGCACAUACAAAGCCACGAUGGCAUUCUCAAAUCUCACCCAUGGCCUUUUGCUUGCCCCGUGCAUGCCCUGAAAUUGCCCGCCUCGCGCAAGGUGGCAGCAUACGACCGCCCAGGCUCUGCAUCUAACCCGCAGUACCGACGCCUGCAGCUUUACCGCAUGGAACAUUCUCAGCAUAGGCACCGCUCCGCUGAGACUGGCCGCAAUGAUGGACGCUGCUCUGCAAUCCGGGAGAGACAGAGCAUUCCUCUUCCAGGAUGGACUGGACGACUUUUGUUAUGACGCGCUCGACGGGUGGCGGAAGGACCCCUCGCUAUACGAGGACUUGCAGCCGGUGCCGGCGGUAUGGUCCUCGUUCGACGUGGGAGGUGGCGUGAACGUGAGUGCUGAUGAAAAACAACGGCUGGAGCCAAUUGCACGCGCCGUAGGACCAGCUACAUACAGCCAUUUGAAAUCUCAAGCAACAUCUCCGACCAUCACUACCACUUCACCUAAUACAGCCAAUAUCUACCAAGUCGUAGCCAGCCACAUAUGUGACGACAGCUUCGCCUCGUUUGGACUGCAAACAUGCGCCGACGUCGCUUCGCCAGAAUUAUGUUUCCAGUGCAUCAGCCAUUCAUAUACGGCUUUAGGCCAACAGAGCCAGCAUACAAUUCAUGAUAGACGCGAGAUUUCAAGUCAACCACCGACGCAACCUUCGGUAUCGACAAGGCCUUCCUUUGAGCAGCAUCAAUUAUCCUACCUCCAUAUGUAUUCCACGCCAUCUUCACCAUCUAUUGCCAUGCCACCUGUGAGCUCCCCUUCAGACGGAGACCAUAAAUAUGCGCAGCCUAGGUCGUUCAAUGCUUCAAUCCGGUCCUCGCGGUCCAACGUCUUCUCAAGUGAUCAGCUCACAUACAUGCCGGAAAACGUGCCAGCGACAGAAAGGGUUCCGACGUCAAGUACUAGUCGUGCAUCUUUCUCAACUGAGAAGCCACCAGGCCUACCAAAUAUAUUCGAAAACGCCAUCUUCUCCGCUAGAGCGGCAAGCAGUACCCCGUCGGAAGUGCAAUCAUCAUCCUUUUCAGCCGCCACACCCUCAACGGUAGCCUCGCCAGGAGCUCAACCCCCUGCUAAAGCGAAAAGGAAACGAGACGAUUACAAUUUGGACAAUAAAUGCUCGGAAGUUGCUUUCAAGGACAAGUCAGGAGCCGUCGCAGCCUACACUCAAGUGUUUGGCACGGCUAGAAACCUGCGACAGGCAUACAGCGAGGGCCAGCGCAAAGAGAUCGCGCGCACCCGCAAGCUUGGGGCGUGUGACAGGUGCAAGCGAUUCAAAAUGAAGGUGAGUGGUGAAACCAGACCUCCUUAGUAUCUUCUCCCUACAGAUGAUGCGCCAGUCUCUACCAAUAGGUCGUAUCAUUUUGUUAAAGCACUAGCCGAGAGGAUUAGACAGCAUUGAUCCGGAUUUUAUUUUGAACUUCAUAG